ACGGGUCACCACCCCCCUCCCCUGUGUGGGCUUCCGUGCCCUGAGACGGGCCACGAUCACUGCCUCCUGAAAGCAGGCUCCGUUAUCCCAAGAAUUUUAUCUGCUUUUCAGGGACUUUUUUUUCUUUCAUCUGGUUUUCUAAGAGGUUUUCUAUUGUUAUACCUCACAUAGAAGAGUCUACAACUCUGUCGUGUCAUGAAUAAGCCAAGACAAGCUGGCGUGGUUGUCACUUAGGAAAAAUGCCGACAGUUCUGUGUGUGUGCAGGUGGCAGCAUGAGGCUGUGCACCUCUGAAUACUUGUUUUUCCAGAACACCCCAUGGCGGUGCUGGGACCAGGUCAUGUGCAGGGCGGCUCCCGUAGGAUUAGACUGGGAUGACCUGGGCUGCUGUGGGAGCAGGCCGCGUGUGUGAGAGAGAAAAGGACUCCGCCCCAGCGGCGCUGUUGCAGAAACCACAGACUGUGCUGGUGACCUGCGGGCUGACAGUGGUUUUCUUUCUUGGGAUGCAGGUUUUUCCUCCCAGUCGCACCUCUGUACAGCCAGAUGGGGGCAUGUGUCCGGGCCAGCUGGAUCCCUGCGUGCUGGCUGGAGUGGGGCUGUGUUCUCCUGGGGGUGUCUGGUUGCGGAGCCUCUUUGAAGAAAAGACCUUUUCUGUGGUUAAUGGAACAGCCAGCCGUUCGCAUUCCCCCCUGACUGUGGCCCUGGUGUGCUCCGGGGAAGCUCGGCCUUGAGCCCCCUGUGCCAGCACCGGCGCUUGCCGUGUCCUGAGAGUGCCCGUCCACGGCUUACUUCCUUUCUCUCCUGAACUGGAUUUGUUUGGGCUGGAGGCACAGUUUUGGUUGACUGGUUAUGUUUCUUUUCUGAUAAUCACUGAGAUAAAUACACAGCCGGUGAGUUAAAUGUUCUGGCGCCAGCUGUGCCGGCUGCCACUGGAGGCUGUGCCUCGCUUUGGGAAGCCGUUUUCUGCUAUUUCACACUCUCUGUCUCGGGCAGGGGCUCUGUGCCACACGCAACAGCUCAGUCCCGGUCUGCUCCCUGAACAUUGUUUGUUGCAGGUGGACCGUCGUCCUUUCUGUUCUGUGUCUGCACGUUACCUGCCAGGCUUCUUGCUGCUCUGUGCUUCCGUCCCUCUGCAGUUCAGGAAACCAGCUUUUCCCAGCUCCUGUACUUUGCCAGGGGGAGCUGGGCUGUGGGACACCCCAGUGUGGAGCCUGGACAGACCCCAGGGGCAGGGUGCCUUGACCACUCGGUGCGGCGGCAGACCUCAGGAGAGAAAACAGCCUUGUUUCCGUUCUUGGUACAUGUCACAGAACAAGCACGCAGAGGCCCGGGAGCUCAUGUGCUCAGGAGCGCUACUGUUCUUCAGCCACGGCCAGCAAAACAGUGCUGCAGACUUGUCCAUGCUGGUCUUAGAGUCGCUGGAGAAGGCAGACGUCGAGGUGGCCGAUGAGCUCUUGGAAAAUCUGGCUAAACUGUUUAGUUUGAUGGAUCCAAAUUCUCCGGAGCGAGUGGCCUUUGUGUCUAGAGCCCUGAAGUGGUCCAGUGGAGGAUCCGGGAAACUGGGCCACCCCCGGCUCCACCAGCUGCUGGCCCUCACCCUGUGGAAAGAACAAAAUUAUUGUGAAUCUCGAUAUCACUUCCUGCACUCCACUGACGGUGAAGGCUGUGCCAACAUGCUGGUGGAAUAUUCCACCUCGAGGGGAUUCCGCAGCGAGGUGGACAUGUUUGUGGCCCAGGCUGUCCUACAGUUUCUCUGUUUAAAAAAUAAAAGCAGUGCGUCGGUGGUGUUCACAACCUACACACAGAAGCACCCGUCAAUUGAGAACGGCCCUCCAUUUGUGCAGCCCCUACUUAAUUUCAUCUGGUUUCUGUUGUUGGCCGUAGAUGGAGGCAAACUGACAGUGUUCACAGUGUUGUGUGAGCAGUACCAGCCGUCCCUCCGGCGGGACCCAAUGUACAACGAGUACCUCGACAGGAUAGGACAGCUCUUCUUUGGCGUGCCACCCAAGCAGACGUCUUCCUACGGAGGCUUGCUAGGAAACCUUCUGAGCAGCCUCAUGGGCUCCUCGGAGCAGGAGGGCGAGGACAGUCAGGACGACAGCAGCCCCAUUGAGCUGGACUGACGCCGCCUGUUGGACCUGCAUGGAGAUGCCCUUGACCGCGAGUCCUGGGACAUGGGUCCUCACACCCGGCGGGCUCCCGGUUCUGAGGCUGCGGUGGCUGCGUGUUGGCAUCUCUCUCUCUCUGCGCGGGCCGCGGGGCCAUGCUGUGGCCUGUGUGGCCGUGCUGGCUGGGCUGCACCGUGUACCUUCAGAUCGACCCACAAUAAAGCUCAGCCUGGCCGCGCCUCCACCCUUUCCCGGUCCUUUGUUUCUGGUUUGCUUUGGGAGGCCAAGGGGCUGACACAGGCACCUGGCGUCAAGUGUGCCUGUCCCCAUCACGGAUGGCGUAGGGGAGCUGUGCCCCUUGGGUGGUGGAGGGUGGCUGCCAUCGGGCCGGCCCCACGUGGAUGGUGUUCUGGAGUGCACCUGGGCAGCAGCUCCGUGCCAAAUCCCGGAAGCCGCGGCCCUGCCACCGAGCACAUGGCCAUUUGAAAUGGCAUCUUAUAAAGGGAUGCUGCAGAACUUUCCACCUUUCAUAACGCAAUAUUUAUUUUCAUUGGGUGACUGAUUCUUUUGACUUGACAUUUUAGGUUUUAACCAAAUAACCAGUCCAGGAAUGAGCAAAUCUGUCCUUUCUCACUGAUGCUAUACCAGAUGUUCCCAGGAUAAUUACAAAAGGGGAAACACUUUAUUUUUUCACAAUUAAAAUGAGUUGUAGAUUAAUGCACAGUGAUCAUGCAUGGGAAGGAGCAAAAUAAUACAAUUUUAUUUACUGUAAAAAUGGAAUUAAAGGAAGGUUUAUGUGAAUUGUUGAGUUUAAAUAAAUCCUUUAUACUGGG
Molecule: messenger RNA, 2940 nt
Organism: Diceros bicornis minor
Lineage: Eukaryota; Metazoa; Chordata; Mammalia; Perissodactyla; Rhinocerotidae
Gene: GET4
Product: guided entry of tail-anchored proteins factor 4
Exons: 10
Coding region: 899-2122 (407 amino acids)
Biological process (GO): protein insertion into ER membrane
Cellular component (GO): BAT3 complex; cytosol
Molecular function (GO): protein binding
Source: RefSeq, a predicted model, not a curated record